AUACGAAUAUGAGCCAUUUGAGGACAAUAAUGUCCCUCGGCACCCCGCCUCCCUUUUAGUGGCGUAUACGAAGUAAAAACGAGGAAGUAACGCACAUGUACGAAUACGAUGAUCUCUCGACCGUGUUUCAAAAGAGAAAAACGAUAGAAUGAUGUGGGGAGCAUGAAAUGGGAAGAGACGCAGACAAAACAUGUCGCAUAGUCUGCAGAGCACUGGGCGACAGAGGUAUCACGUGAUGACCACCAAAGCUGAGCAAAAUGGCGGUUGACAUCAGGAAAGCGCGUGUGCUGGUGCUUGGUGGCACUGGUUUCAUUGGAAGAAAUUUUGUCCAUUAUCUUGUCACCAAAGAUCUUGCCUCGAAGAUUCGUGUUGCUGACAAAGUUCCUCCUCAAAUGGCAUGGAUGAAUCCUGUUCAUAGUGCAGCAUUUGCCAGUCCCAUUGUUGAAUUCAAGCACUCAAACCUCAUUAGCUCAACUUCAGCAGAAAAUGCUUUCUCAACGGAUGGAGAGCCAUUUGACUAUGUGGUGAAUUUUGCAGCAGAAACCAAGUAUGGUCAGAGUGAACCAGUAUACCAUGAGGGUAUUGUACGGCUGAGUGAAAACUGUGCUCGGACUGCUGCUCGCUGCAAUGUUCAGAUGUACGUUGAACUCUCCAGCGGUCAGAUGCUAUCAUCAGAUAAGAAGCCAACAAAGGAAGACAGCAAGUGUAACCCAUGGACAAAUUUAGCCCGCCACAAGUUGGCAGUAGAGGAAUUGUUGAAGGAUAUUUCAGGCCUAAAUUAUGCAGUGAUACGUCCAGCCAUAGUUUAUGGUCCAGGAGAUAGACAAGGCAUUACACCAAGGCUUCUGAUAGGUGCCAUCUAUCGAUACACCAAAGAGAAAAUGAAGAUGUUAUGGACCAAGGAUUUGCACAUGAACACAGUGCAUGUGGAGGAUGUGUGCGCAGCAGUGUGGCAUGUUUUCACUCAUGCUAAGCCUGGUCAGCUGUUUAAUCUUGUGGAUAAAGGAGACACAACACAGGGAAAAAUUUCUGAGCUGGUGUCACAGCUGUUCAGUAUCCAGUAUGACUUCAUGGGCUCUGUGCUGUCAUCAAUGGCAAAGGUGAAUAUGUCAAAUGUAGUGGAGGACAUAAAUGAUAAGCAUAUGGCUCCAUGGGCUGAUGCAUGUCAGCGUGACAAUAUAGUCAACACUCCUCUCACACCUUUCAUUGACCAGGAAUUGCUUUACAACAAACAUCUGCAUAUGGAUGGCACAAAGAUAGAACAGACUGGAUUCCACUAUUCUUAUCCUGAACUUCAGCUACAAACACUGCGACAGGUGCUGGAUGACUAUAUACAAAUGGGGCUGUUUCCACGAUGUCUCUUGGAAGGUGACACAUACUAUGAUCGUCCAGCUGAUGAUUAUGAGGAGGGUGGAGUUGAUGAGUUUGAAGAUCAUUGAUACACACCUUUAUCAUCUCUUCCUGUCCCAUGCAGGUGUGCUUGGUUGUAACUUUCUGGCUCUGGUUGAGCUGAUGCCUGUCAUCAUGUGUACGUCUCUCCCUGUUCAUGUUGCUUCACUGCAGGAUCAUGCCACCAGAUGGUUUGCAUUCGGUGUAAGAAAUGGCUUGUGUCAUUCAUUGUUUCUAGCUUGAUACAUGUGUACUUCUCUUGUACAAUUUAAAAAAAAUGUUACAUGUGGAAAUGAGACUUUUACUGUCUGCUUCUGCGCAGAGCAAGUUGUGUCUUUAAUAUUCACAUAAAGAAAUUUGACAAAUGGGACAACACAUGGGGCAUACACAUCAAAAUUCCAGAACCCAGUUGAAAUGGCUGAUCAGAAGGUGCGGAGAACAUAUUCCAUUUGAAAGUUGGGUUUCUGGCAUCGUUUGGAGAAGGAGCAGGAUGAUGUUUUAUCAUGUGCUAGAGAAGAAUGCAUUCACAACCCCUCUUCCUGUGAUUAAAGUUUUAGAUAUUUCAUAGAAGAGUGCUGAUGUAUUGUAAGUUCACUGAAAUUUCUUAAACAUUUUGGAUAAGCAUGAUCUCCACUUAGUAAAACAUUGGGCUGGACCUGUCAAAAACAUUGUGUAGUUGGGGGGCAAAGUGCUCAUGCUUUUUCCAUUUGCUGCUAGCUUUUAAGAAGUUCUUUUAAUACUCUUGGUCAUUUUAUAUUGAAGCAAACUAUUUUUGUCUAUGUGCCAAUGGAACAUGUUGCUUUUAAUUGCUUGAGCAAUUUUUGUGAUACCCUGUUAAGUAUCUGAGCAUGUCAAAUUCUCAUGAAACCAAAGACACGCUGACAUUGAUGUUUUAUUUUUUUACUUUCACUGUGACUGUAUUUUGAGAGGAGAUAUAGUAAGCACUUGUAUGUUGGCCACAGUCAGCCUAAAUAUUGGUCAGUCAGCAUAAACAGUUCAUUAGCUGUACACCUGGAACAAAGGCCACUCGUGUUCUUCUGGCUCUUUUGGCAGCCAGCUUAGUAUUUUUGGUGUAUUUAAAAUACAAUAAUAGUAAAGUACUUUUAUAUAGUGUUGUUCCCACCAAAGGUUCAAUACAUGAACCAAGCAUGUGCACCAAGCAAAACACUCACACAUGGUGUACAUACAAUCCCUCACACACAAUCGUACAAGGAGAAUAUGGAUAAUUCAUUGAACAGCAAGAAUAGAAGAUUAGUGAAGAAAAGCCUGACAGAAUUAGUACUGGAAGCUAGUGCAGUUCUUUGAGCUAGUGUGUGAUAUGCUUGUGUCUUGAUUUUCAUAAAACUAGUAGCAUUGUUUUGGACCCUUUGCAAGGGAGCAAUCUGUUCUUGAGGCAUACUCAUCCAAGCUACAUAGUAUUUCUUUAAAUGACUUGUGAAAAGGUAUAGUUAGAAGCUAAACAUCAAGUUGAAAAUGUCUUCUUAAACAGGGUACAACACUAAAAAUGUAUAGAAGUAGUUGAGAACUUGUGAUUGUUUGAGCAUUAAUUAUGAUAACCUUGGGGAGAAUUUUGAAGCAGUUGGACACUGCAGAAUAUGUAGCAUUGAUCAUGCUAGCAUUGGACAGAAUUUUGAAGGAAUUGAACUCUGUAGAAUGUGUAGCAUGGAAGUUAUAAAAUCAAACAGCUUGUAUUUAUGAAUGCAGUUGUCCAUUUGUUGGUGUAACCGGUGAUGACCUCUAAAGGGCAGGCUCUUUUUGAAACGUCUUUUGAAGAUUUUGCACCAGGGUUUUUCACACAUUGUAGAAAGAUAUAUGCUGUUUGUUAUUUGUCCAUUGAUCUGAUUUCAAAGUCAAAUCAAAAAUCUGCUCUUUAUUAAUGAGAUAGUAGUGUCUUUUCUCUCCUAGAUGUGAUAGAAAGUAUUCUCCAAGAUAGAACACUUGGGGUGAACAGCUCUCUGCAUAGUAGUAGGGUUUUAUGAAUGAACUGAUUUUGUAGCAUUUAUCUGCUAUAUGAUUCUAUUCUGUGGGAAAGAGCUUCCACAGAAAUCUUAACACACAGCACUAUUACACUUAAAACUGGUUGCUGCUAAAAUUCUGUGCUGAUGCUUCUUGUUUAUACCAAAGGUCUGCUGUACUAAAAUAAUACUACCAGCAAAUAACACUACUUGCUGCCUGCUGAAUUGCUAUUUAAAUGCCAAACUUCGUGCACUGCUGAUGACACACUUUUAGUUUGAAAUCUCGCUUUAUACAAUUUGCAGAAAGGUACAGUUCUGAUAAUGUCGUCUGCUGGAUAAGAGAGAUGUUCAGAGCAGCAUCUUGCCUGCUUUUAUGUCUUGUUGCAAGGUGUUUUUUUUAAGAUUGCAGAUAUUUCAGCUAUGAGACCACCACCAACAGACCAAUCUUAAAACGUGCUCUCAGCAUUGUGACUUGCCAAGUGCAUAUACUACUACACCUCAGAGCUAGAAAGGUUGACCAGAAUGUACUUCCAUUGGGGUAGGAUACAGCCAUUCAUGUGCCAUUGAAAUGGUAGUCAGUCCAAAGAAGACUGAAAUAUAAAAACAUUUAAGAAACGUAUCUGUGAUGAUAAAGGAAAACAAUGAUGGAUGAAUGUAUUUGCAUGUGCGUGUGUAUGCGCAUGCAAAAGCGCUGUUGUGUGUUGGUAUAUAUUUGAACAUCUCUGUAUAUGUUGCUCAUGUGAGCAGAAGACUUAUCAGCAUAAAAUAAUUAAGAAAUUGCUUUUGAUUUGCUUUGCGAAUGCAAUUUUAUGGUUAGAGUCAGUAUGCUAAUUUACAAAUUGGUGACAUAAAGCUAAUAUUAAAUUAUCCUUACAUAUAUCUUUUAGGAGCCAAAACCUCCAGUGGCCGCCAUGAUUGGAAAUUUGUGGUUUUUGAUCAUUUUAAAGGUUUGCUAAUGUUUCCAGUUCACACGUAAAACUUCAGCAACACCAAAAUGAACUUGCGUUCAGGUGCUGGAUAACUGCCAUACAAUUUUGGAGUACCAUUCGAUCCUGUUUUCUUUGUUCUUAUAAAACAUGUUAUCCCAUACCCUUUUGGUAAGUUUUUGCAAUAUUAUGUUUGUCUUUAUCUGUUCAACAACUGCAGGGACAUUGCACACUCAUAUUAUUGAAAUGCUUUUAGCAGUUGAUAUUUACGCUGUUCUGUUGAUGUGUAUUUUAUAGCUCAUUUCUUUUUUUUUGACCUCUUAUCAUUUGAAAGUGAAAAUGGUACAGAAGUACGCAAUAAUAUUACAUGCUUCUUUUACGACGUUGUUGGCCUUUCCACAUAGUCCAAACACCCCAGAACGUACAUAUCAGAAUUCCUAUUUUCAGCCAGUAUGGCUUAUUUUAUUUAGCAUAUCUGUUUGUUCUGUGCAAGGCUUCAUGUGAUGCACAUCUGUAUUUUUUUUUUUUUUGGUUUUGUGUUUAUAAUCCUUCAUUAUUGUUUUACUUUUAGUGAUGUAGUGUUAAGAAUUUUUUUCUUCCUUUGAUUGUACAGACACAUAAUUGUUCAUAAUAUUGUCUUUCCUUGAAAUAUCUUGAUAAGGGUAGUAUGUUGAAGAUCUAAUUUCCAUGCUUUUCCUUUGUUUUAGGGAGAGAAACUCUUGUUUACACACAACAUUGUGGUGAAACAUUUUUGUCAGGAAUUUAGCAAAAAUGGCUUAUGCAUCAUUUCUUAAGUUUAUACAUAUACAAUAUACAUUCAACUAGCUUUUGAUGGCAGUACUUCAUUUAAAAAAAAACUCUCCCAUUUGUUCAUUGUAAAAGAAAUGAAUAAAACAUUUAAAAAUAAGAUAGAAGACCUAUUGUGAUAAUGCUAUACAGCUGAUUAUUCUAAAUAUUGGCAUUUGUGUAAUGUGCUUAUAAAGAGGAAAGUUGGUGGUCUGCAUAAAACAGUUUUGGUAAGUCGUUAGAUUCGAUUAAAGCUUUACAAUGUGAUAUUAGGGUUAACCUAUGAAGACCUCAAACUGAGUCUAAAAUCAGCUAAUUCACAGACAACCGUAUUUAAAAACAUGUGCUAAACAAUAAGAUGCCUUUUAAACGUGCUUAGAAAGCAUUCCUGUAUCUUUAUGUUUUGAUUAUUUUUUUUUUCUCUGUUAGUCAAAUUCUAUCGACGUUUAAAAUGUGAUAUUAAGGUUAACCCAUCAAGAUCUCAAACUGACUAUGAAAUCAGCCAAUUCACAGACAACCAUAUUUAAAAACAUGUACUAAAAAAAUUUUUAAAUAAGCUUAGAAAGCAUUCCUGCUAAUUGAAAAACUGAAUUGGAUAACAUUUUGUGAUCUGACAGAAGGCAUUCCAUUUAUUUUCCCUGUGCUUUUUGCAUGUGUAGAAAGUGUGGACAUAAUUUUUGGAAAUGACUCCUGAAUAAUAUUGUUGAGUCGUGGUUGUGGCAAUAGCCAAUAGUAUUAGUUGUUGAUCAUAUUUCUGUGCCAUUGUGAACAUUUCUGUUUUAGAAAAUGCUUAUGCUGCAAAGUAGAAGUCAAUGCUGUGAGCAGGGACUGAAACCUAGAAAUAAACCUGACCAAAGACAUGGAGGUUGGGGGAAGGGGGGAGAUUAGGCCACUAAGGACAGUGAACUGGUUUAUAAGUUGAAUUUCUAGAAAACAUUUGUUCCUGUAAAGAGAUGGUGACUAAAGCAAAAGUUCAUUCUACUAAAGCUGCAUGAAUGCAUAGUAGUUAUUAGGUAACAAACGGAAAAGCAGUCAAAUGGCAAGUUGAGGUUAUAUGAUACAUGCUGACAUUCUGAAUUGUGUCUGAUCAAAUUUUUGGGUUGCAAAAUGAUCGUUUACAAUUGCAUCUAAAACAGUCAUCAAAAUGCUAGCAUCCUGAGUUUAGUGAUGAAAAUUUGAGUGAAUUGGAGAAUACUGGUGUAGCAAAGGAUAAUGUUAUAAACAGUAAUAUAGUGCUUCAGUUCAUCUUCAUGCUUUGAUAUGGCAGUUGUUGUGAAAGAAGUUAUUGGGUUAACAGUCUCUAUGUUAAAAAUAGAGGAAUGCCACUGCAUUGCAAAACAGGUAUCCUUUGGUGUCACAUGCAUUGAAACUGGUUAUUUUGGCAGUAGAAGUGGUACAGAUCCUUGCAUACAUUCGAAACAAAUGCACCCUGCUUUUUUAAAUAGUCUACAUUUCUUGUAAGCUAAGGCAGAUAUUAUAUAUCUAUAUAGAAAUAGCUUGCAAUCUAUAAAUAAAGGUCAUGCUGGUUUGUCAAAUGGGUCUGUGGUAAAACUGCUAACACUACUCCCCAUCAAAUGCUUGUAAAACUUGUGCCUACAUCACUUUUCGAGUUUUCAUGAAAUAGUACGCAAACAUGGCAGCCUUCUUGGAUCAGCUUAAAGCUGGUUUUGAUGCAAUUGUAAGUAAACAAUCAUUUUGCUAAUUGAAAUGUUGAUCAUUAUUCAGAACUUACCAUUUGAGUUGCUUUUCUCUUUAAGCUGUAUAUAUAUAUUAGCAUGUGAAAACCAAAACUGUUAAAGUUGAGUUUGGGGUAGUUAUUCUCCCAAUGUCCUAAAAUUAGGGAUGAAAGAUGAUGUGGCUUCUACAUGCACCAUUGAUUACUGUGUCAUAGUGGAACUGCCCAACUAUUUCUACCUGGAACAGAAGCUAUAGACUGGAGAUGAAGCUCCUGAGAGGUAUCUACAAGGCAACAAGGCAGAAGCAACACUGGAUCCUUUAAUUACAAUCAGGUGCAAUAUUGGAGGUGACUUGUGUUUGGUCACUAGCUGCUGUUUCAGGUACCUCUCUUGGGCUGUAACUGUGGAGGUGGUGACCUUUAAGGCAGCAAGGUACUCCCAGUCUGUAACUAUGGUCUCCUGAAGUUUUGAGUAGAGUAUGUACAUGUUCAUCUCUUUUGCAGAUGUCUGUGCCAAGUCAUAAUUAUGUGGUCAAGCAUAAGUGUCAGUUUUCUAGACAUAAAAUCAGCUUUUAUCAGAUGAAUGGAAAAUGUGUUCUCUUAAUUUGUCAUCACAUUGCCAUGCUGGAACAUGUUUCAGGCAGUUUGUAAUUACUAAAUGUGCUCGCAAAUGGAUUGCAUUUUUCGUCUGAUAUCUGUGCAAUGCUUGAAGUAAUGUGCUCUUACAAACUUUUACAUUAAAGAUAGCCGGUGCUAUAGCUUUUAUGC
Molecule: messenger RNA, 7499 nt
Organism: Pomacea canaliculata
Lineage: Eukaryota; Metazoa; Mollusca; Gastropoda; Architaenioglossa; Ampullariidae
Product: dTDP-glucose 4,6-dehydratase-like
Exons: 14
Coding region: 258-1439 (393 amino acids)
Source: RefSeq, a predicted model, not a curated record